Fusarium vanettenii 77-13-4 is the source of this 1200-nucleotide messenger RNA. RefSeq lists its product as uncharacterized. NCBI's taxonomy places the organism in Eukaryota, Fungi, Ascomycota, Sordariomycetes, Hypocreales, Nectriaceae. The record is from RefSeq and is a predicted model, not a curated record. Bases 1 to 1200 code for a protein of 399 amino acids. The transcript is spliced from 7 exons. Gene Ontology annotation, molecular function: methyltransferase activity.
AUGUCUUCGGCAGCAACGGACAAGGGCCACGACAGUGGCGGCGGCGGUGGUUCAUCAAGGCCCCCUGCCAUGUCGACGACACUCACCGCUUCGUCGUCGUCAAACUACUCCUCUAGCGUGUCUGGUGACAGCCAACACCAGAGCGGAGCUAGCGGGGGUAUCCCUGGCACACCCUCGAGCCGACGCUCAGGGGGAUGGGACCGGCAAACGCUUUCCCCGGCCGCGGCCGCAAGGGCUAGAGCUGAGGAUCCUACGGUUGAGGAGCAAGUUGUUUUUCAACCAAUCAGUGUACUUGAUGAGUCUUCUGAUUCUUCAGAUGAAUAUGUGUCGAGUUAUCGGCCUCUGGAACGGUUAUGGCCUGGUGCCAAACAGUCAGCCAUUCAGCACACCAUUAUGAUCGAUAUCUUUAGAGGGCAGCUUCACUUAUCGCCUAUCACGUCAAAACCAAAGCGGGUUCUUGAUGUCGGCACUGGCCCUGGAACAUGGGCAUUGGAUGUUACCCACGAUUGGGACUUUACCGGCGGCGGCAACUUUGAUUUUAUCCACGUUCGACAACUCGGCGAUAUUCAGGAGAAAAGAAACCUAAUCCAAAGGUGUUUCGAGAAUCUGAAGCCCGGAGGAUGGGUUGAAUUCACGGAAUGGAUCGCGAUUCUACAGUCGCCGAAUCAUUCAUUGCGCGGCACCGCAUUCCGCAAAUGGAAUGAUCUGCUGGAGCAAGGAAUGCGCCAGUGUGGUACAACGCUGUACUACCCGGACAAGCUGAAGCCAUUACUACAGGAGACAGGCUUUGAGCACAUCAUUGAGACGAGAAACGGCGCGACGACAAAUGCGUGCUAUCCGGGCAAGAAGUUGCAACGUAUAGGCCAUUUGAUGACGCAGAACUGGCUGCUUAUUCUUGAGCCUUUGUCUAUGCCUGUUUUUACGCAAGCUUUGGGGUGGACUCCGGAGGAAGUCAAGACUUUUCUGCUUGAUGUGCGGAAGGAAAUUGGCAACACACAAUACCAUUCCUUCAUGACGCUAAUAACCAUUUGCGGCCAAAAGCCGUUGAAUAGUUCAGCCACGUCGGCAAUGUCAACCUCGGCAUCCGAAUCUUCUCUUCCCACGGCAAAGCACGGCCCGGAAAGCUGCAUCCUCGAAAAGGUCACCUGCGAAGCUAAACCCAAACACCAACAGCCGGCAGCACAUGGUUCGACAGAAUGA